Phyllotreta striolata is the source of this 1016-nucleotide messenger RNA. The record is from the annotation of a GenBank genome assembly. Lineage: Eukaryota; Metazoa; Arthropoda; Insecta; Coleoptera; Chrysomelidae.
ACAGUGACAUUUAUCCUACCGAAUAUAGGUUAUGUUGAAACAUUUUUUGUAUUCGUUACAAUUUUUAAAAGUUUUUUAUUGAAUUAAUUCGAAAAAUAUAAUUCUCAAACCAUGGCUGGUCCCAAAAAGAAGCCUAGGCAGCCCUCGAAUUCAGAUUCCGACGAAUCCAGCAACGAUGAAAGCGAUAAUGGUACUUACAAUGGUCAAAAAGAAAUCCAAGCUACCUUCGAGGGUAGAAAUCCCGAAGGACCAGAUUUUCACGGAAUAAAGCAAUUACUGAAUCAACUAUUCCUUAAAGCUCACAUAGAUAUCUCCCAAAUGAGCGAUUUACUUAUUGCACAACAUGGCGUAGGAUCUGUCUUGAAACAAAGUUAUAACGACAGUGAUGACGAAGAUGAGGAUGUUGAGAUGAGCGAUGAAAGAGACGUGUUUGGUAUUACGAGCGUAAUAAACUUAACCCUACAACGGGAAACACCUUGCGUGCAGCAAUUUUACUCGCUUUUGGAAGAACUGUCUAAGAAGCACGCUGAUGAAGCGACGCAAUUAGCUAUCAGUAAAAUCGUUAAGGAAUCCAAUAAGUUGGGAUUCUUAAUAAACGAAAGAUUCGUGAACAUACCUGCACAAAUAUCUGUUCCGCUAUUAAAUUCUUUAAGCGAGGAAAUCGACAGGUUGAAGAAGAAGGAGCCAACUUACGAUUUUGAUUAUUUUAUUAUGAUUAGUAAAAUAUGCAAAUCAAAGGAUAAUACUGAAAUAAUUUACACAAAUGAUGAAGAAGAAUUAUUCACUGCAGAUGCAGAUGUUAGUUUUGAAUUUAACGUUUCUAAUGAAUCUGACACUGGUCUUGGAGGAAGAUGGUUGGCGGAAGACAAACAAGUUACACCGUAUAGAAAAGUGCUAGUUUUUAAAGCUGAAAAAUUGAAGAAUAUUAUCACUAAAAUUGCUGCUUUUGUACAAACAUAGAUUACCUCUUUUUUAAUGUUUGCCUCGUUUUAUAAUAAAUAUUGCAAAAAUUUCCA